GCGUUGGGCGCCGCCCCCGCGCUGUGCGCGCGGAGCGCCGCGGGGCCCUCCGGGGUUGCGGCGCCGCCCGCGGAGGCCGCCCGCGGCGGCGGCCACGCCGCCCACGAGGUGUACCUGCUCGUCACGCGGCACGGCCUCUCCUGCAGCAACAUGGUGCAGAAGUGGGUGAGCACAUUCGACUUCGGGCGGUCUCGCAUCUUCGACCCGCUCCUCUCCGGCGCCGCGUGGUGGUAA
Prorocentrum cordatum is the source of this 234-nucleotide messenger RNA. Lineage: Eukaryota; Dinophyceae; Prorocentrales; Prorocentraceae. The record is from the annotation of a GenBank genome assembly.